Molecule: messenger RNA, 1770 nt
Organism: Eruca vesicaria subsp. sativa (arugula)
Lineage: Eukaryota; Viridiplantae; Streptophyta; Magnoliopsida; Brassicales; Brassicaceae
Source: the annotation of a GenBank genome assembly
AUGGGUUGUUGCCAGUCCAAAACUGCUAAUCUCCAUUCUCUUGAUGAUCCUUCAGUUCCACACAAACCAGACUCAGUAACUGAGAACCAAGUGGAUCAAGAGAAUCAAGUCCCAUGUUUCAAAGAGUUUGAAUUGAGUGAACUUGAGAAAGUAACAAAUGGGUUUAGUCCCAGCUGCAUUGUCUCUGAAGGUGGAGAGAAAGCUCCCAAUGUUGUUUACAGAGGAAAGCUUGAAGGCAAUCGUCUUGUAGCCAUCAAGAGAUUCUCUAAACAGUCAUGGCCUGAUGCUCAGCAGUUUGUGGCUGAGGCCACUGGUGUUGGAAAGCUUAGAUUCAACAGAUUGGUCAAUCUGAUUGGUUGUUGCGCUGAAGGAAACGAGAGACUGUUGGUAGCUGAGUAUAUGCCUAAUGAUACUCUCUCAAAGCAUCUCUUUCACUGGGAGAACCAGCCACUUCCUUGGGAAAUGCGUCUUAGAGUUGCAGAUUCUAUAGCGCAAGCACUUCAUCACUGCAAUGUAGAAAACAGAAAGAUCUAUCAUGAUUUGAAUGCAUACAGAAUCCUCUUUGAUGAGGAAGGUGACCCUCGUCUAUCUACUUUUGGUCUUAUGAAGAACAGUAGCAACGGGAAAAGCUAUAGUACCAACUUAGCUUAUACUCCACCUGAGUUCUUGCGAACAGGUAUAGUCAUUCCAGAGAGUGUGGUUUACAGUUAUGGAACUAUUCUUAUAGAUCUUUUGAGCGGCAAACACAUUCCACCUAACCAUGCUCUUGAUAUGAUAAGAGGAAAGAACGUGUUGCUACUAAUGGAUUCAUCACUUGAAGGGCAAUUUGAAAAUGAAGACGCAACUAAACUUGUUGAUCUUGCUUCAAAAUGUCUUCAAAACGAGGCUAAAGAUCGACCUGAUACCAAGUUUCUUGUCUCUUCAGUAACACCACUACAAAAGCAGAAACAGGUUGCAUCUCAUGUCUUGAUGGGUUUGCCUAAGAAUACAGUGAUACUACCAACUCUGCUUUCUCCACUUGGAAAAGCUUGUUCUCGGAUGGACCUUGAGGCUGUACACGAGAUUUUGCUUAAAACUGGUUACAAAGACGAGGAAGGAGUAGAGAAUGAGCUUUCAUUUCAAGAAUGGACACAACCAGCGCAGGAGAUGGUCAACAUAAGGAAGUCAGGAGACAGUGCUUUCAGAGACAAGGACUUCAAGAAUGCAAUAAAAUGUUACUCAGAGGUGGUGGUGAUGAUGAUGAAUGCUCCAUCUGCGACUGUGUUUGCGAGAAGGUCAUUCUCCUACUUGAUGACGGGGCAAGUAGAGUUUGCGUUGAAAGAUGCAAUGCAGGCUCAAGUAUGCAUACAGGAGUGGCCUACUGCGUUUUACAUGCAGGCUUUAGCGCUUUCUAAGCUUGGAAUGGAGAGUGAUGCUAGUGAUAUGAUUAAUGAUGGUGCUGCUUUUGAUGCUAAGCGACAACAACAGAGCAGUUGGCGUUGUUGAAGUUUAAGAAGGAAUGAAGAGAAGAGAGUCCCGAAUAUUAGUAUGGGUCCUUUUCAGGAACAGAGUUUACCCUUAAGAGUGUUUGUUUUGUCUGUUGUAAGAGAGAAGCUUGUGAGGGAUUGAAUGUUGUUGUGAAUUAGGGUUUUAUUUAUGUUUAUAAAGAUCAGAUGUUUGUGUGAAAAGUUAGUGUGGGUUGCUUGUUUUUCUUGAAAAUUUAUUAGGAAGAAGGGAUUGAAUGUUAUGGUGAAUUAGAGUUUUAUAGUUUUACCAUUAUUUUGAGUUUGG